AAACAAGUCACGAAGCGGCAACCAUCUCCGAGUUUUAUCAGCAAGAUGAGCGGACGCAUAGGAGACCUCAGCCCUGCACAGACAGAUGUACUAGCACAAUUUCGGGGGAGAGUUGGAGACAUACUUCCACAACUUCCGAAUCAGAGCGACCACUACCUGCUCCGAUGGCUCAGAGCCAGGAGUUUCAAUGUGGAGAAGGCUGAAGUCAUGCUCAGAAAGCAUUUAGAGUUCCGGAAGCACAUGAAGGCCGAUACAAUUGUUGAUGACUGGAAACCGCCAGAGGUGAUAGAGAAGUAUGUGUCCGGCGGGAUGUGCGGUUAUGACCGAGAGGGAAGCCCGAUCUGGUACGACGUGAUUGGUCCCCUGGAUCCCAAAGGCCUCCUGAUGUCUGCCAGCAAACAGGACUUCCUCAAGACCAAGAUCAGAGACACAGAACUCUUACGGAGAGAAUGCGAGAGACAGUCGCAGAAGCUUGGGAAGAAUGUGGAAACUAUCACUCUGAUCUAUGACUGUGAGGGCCUGGGUAUGAAGCAUUUGUGGAAGCCUGCAGUGGAGGCCUACGGAGAGAUUCUAACCAUGUUUGAGGAGAAUUACCCCGAGGGGCUGAAAAGGCUGUUUUUGAUUAAGGCCCCUAAACUCUUUCCCAUCGCUUACAACUUGGUCAAGCAUUUCUUGUGUGAGGAAACCCGCCAAAAGAUCAUUGUACUUGGAGCGAACUGGAAAGACGUCUUGAGAAAGUACAUAGACCCAGAGCAGCUGCCUGUGGUUUAUGGCGGCACACUGACGGAUCCCGACGGAGAUCCACGCUGUAGAACCAUGAUCAAAUACGGCGGUGUUGUGCCGAGGUCUUACUACGUUCAGGACUCAAUCAAAGUCCAGUACGACAAAACCGUCACCAUCAGCCGUGGCUCCUCCCACCAGCUGGAGUACGAGAUCCUCAUCCCGAACAGCCUGCUACGGUGGCAGUUUGCCAGUGAUGGGGCUGACAUUGGCUUUGGGAUCUUUAUGAAGACCAAGACGGAUGGGAAACAGAUAGUUGUGUUGCCCAGUGAGCGUUACAAUGCCCAUCUUGUGCCAGAGGUCGGCUCUUACACCUGUCACGAGCCAGGCACCUAUAUUGUGCGUUUUGACAACACAUACAGUGUGAUUCAGUCGAAGAAGAUCAGCUUCACUGUGGAAGUCAUCUUACCUGAGGGACAUGCACCUACACAGCGGAGUAGGCGCGAGGCUAGCAUGGAGUAAAACAGCUAGCUGCCUCAAGACAUGUUUGAAUUAGGAUGACAAUUGCUUUUCUCAGAACUCACUACAUAAAUGAGUGUCUUGCUAAUGAUCCAGUAGAGGAACAUUUUAGCUGUUACAUCCCUAAGUUUCGUGAAUAACUGUUUUUGUAAUUGACUGUUGCUUUGAAAAUUCAUCCUUUUGAAUCCAGUAAGGAUUUUUGCAUAAUUGUGGAAUAAACAGUACUAAUUACAGGAUCUGAAAAGGACAAAAAAUAUGUUAAUGUUUGAAGUUAGGAAUAUGUCCACUGGCAGAGACUAAUCUCAUUAGUUCAUUACUGUGAAAUAGCAUUAUAUAAGAAAACAUGAAAAUCAUGAUAGCAUUAUUUUUCUACUCACCUAAAACUGAAAUGUUUAUUACAGUAAUUCUUUUCUAUUAAUUUUAGACGGAUAUUUAUUUAAUAUAUUUGUAACUUCUGUGAUUUUACAGGUAAUAUUUUUCAUUGCAUUACAUUACGUAAUGAUUUGUUGUAAUCGUUUUGCGUUUUCAAUUAAAAUUCAUUUUCUGUGGA
Chanos chanos (milkfish) is the source of this 1789-nucleotide messenger RNA. It is a transcript of the gene sec14l7, whose product is annotated as SEC14-like lipid binding 7. The record is from RefSeq and is a predicted model, not a curated record. Lineage: Eukaryota; Metazoa; Chordata; Actinopteri; Gonorynchiformes; Chanidae. Gene Ontology annotation, cellular component: cytoplasm. Bases 46 to 1242 code for a protein of 398 amino acids. The transcript is spliced from 12 exons.